Messenger RNA from Amblyraja radiata (thorny skate), 4368 nucleotides. RefSeq names its product adenylate cyclase type 10. The record is from RefSeq and is a predicted model, not a curated record. Gene Ontology annotation, biological process: cyclic nucleotide biosynthetic process; intracellular signal transduction. Lineage: Eukaryota; Metazoa; Chordata; Chondrichthyes; Rajiformes; Rajidae. Gene Ontology annotation, cellular component: cytoplasm. The coding region runs from base 1 to 4368 and encodes 1455 amino acids. The transcript has 29 exons. Gene Ontology annotation, molecular function: protein binding; adenylate cyclase activity.
AUGGAUUACGUCGCCAACAAGCAUGCAGUCAGCUUCGUCCGCCCUCUCGCCCGGAUGAAGAUCAAACAGAGGUCCUUCUUCGCAGGCACCUACAAGAUCUGCAAGCUGGCCGCUAACGUGCCGGACUUGGUGGUGUAUGAGGGGGUGGACAGACCCAUCCCCGACGUCGAGCAUUUCCAUGGAGUCCUUCUCUUUGCUGACAUCUCAGGGUUUACCAGCCUGACGGAGACCUACACCAAGAACAGUAAGAAAGGCAGCGGAGCCGAUCACCUCACCCGCACGCUCAACGGCUACAUCACUGACAUCGUGGACCAUAUUCUUCGAGCAGGGGGAGACAUUGUGAACUACGCAGGUGAUGCGAUGUUGGCAUUGUGGAGAGAACACAGGAAAGAGCUGAGUGAGGUGCUCUCCUUGGCUGUGAAAUGCAGCCUGAAUAUACAGGACAAAUGCGACAACAGGGAAACGGAAGUAGGGGUGAAGCUCAGAGUAAAAAUAGGUAUUUCAGCAGGGAAGCUUUCCAAAGUGGUGAUGGGAGACGAGGAUUCCCGUUACUAUGCAUUAAUAGGGCGAGCAAUCGAUGAAGUUCGUAAAGCUGAAGGACUUGCUUCAGCCAAUACUGUGAUUUUAUCCCCAAAUGCCUGGGAGCUGUGUGACCGAUCCAAUAUUGUCGUCGAGAAGAUCGAGAAUGAACGAGCUGUAAAAGUGCGUUAUAUAAAGAGAGAUCCUCGCUUUUCAGUUGAUGCGUACGUGAGAAAAUGUGGGACCCACUUGGAAUAUCAAGAAGUUGGUGUCAGUAAAAAGGCAAUAAGGAAAACAUCAAGAUUACUGCCAAAUGCACAGCUCGAAUCUGUGCUACGUAAAUAUCUGCUGAAAACUGUUUUACUUAAGAUUGAUGAUGCUGUACCGCUGGAUUAUUUGUCUGAAAUGCGACCUGCAACGGUGGUGUUUGUGAACCUGCAGUUUGUGGAAAAUGCAACCAUGUACCAUCAAUGCCAAUCCAUUCAGGCUUGCUGUGUUGGAAUCAACAACGAAUUCAGAAACUAUCAGGGGAGGAUAAAUAAAGUCUUUAUGUUUGACAAAGGAUGUACAUUUCUUUGUGCUUUUGGUCUUCCUGGUGACAAAGGAGAAGAUGAAUGUGGAAAUGCUUUACAGUGUUCCCACAAUGUCCAUGAGUUCUGCAAUAAAUUGCGAUACGUCAGUGUAACUUCAAUCGGCGUGGCCAGUGGCCCUUUAUUCUGUGGAGUCGUUGGGCAUCCUCUACGCCAUGAGUACACAGUGAUUGGUCGGAAAGUGAAUCUGGCUGCACGCUUGAUGAUGACUUAUCCAGGAAUGGUCUCCUGUGAUGAAGAGACUCACUACCAUGCCAAGAUGCCUUCUUCCUACUUCAUUGAACUUCCCAAGCGAGCUAUGAAAGGCGUAGCUAACCCAGGCACUAUCUACCAGUACCUGUCCAAGAAACAUCAGAAAAUACUUGGAAAACCUCGAAUCUCCGUUGAAAAAGAUGAAGAUUAUCCUCUUUUGGGCCGAGAGAAGGAGAUGAGAAUUUUCCACAAGGCCAUGACAAAGUUUGUAGCAGCAAAGGCCCAGCAAUCCAUGGACUGUUGCCAGGUGAUCAUGUACGAGGGAACCGUCGGCUAUGGCAAAAGCCGACUCCUUGCCGAAAUCAUCCGUACAUCACUAGCAGACGACGUGAGGGUGUUACCGUAUGAAUUGGGGAAAAUGGACAUUACUGAGCCCUAUUAUACUAUUCAAACCAUGAUGGCAUUACUACUGCAGGUGAACCACUGUAAAAGUUAUGCGGAGCGAGAAAGAGUUUUAUUGAGCAAGAUUACAAAGCCAGAAUUGGUGGAAGAUUUAUGUCUCUUAAAUGAUCUACUUUUUGUGAAGUUUCCAAUUUCUGAAAGAGUAUCUCUCAUGGAUAGUAGAACCAAGCACAGGACAUUUCGAAAUUAUGUGAUUUCUGUAAUCAAACAGAACGUUAUAAGUGAAACGGUGUUGCUGGUCAUCGAUCAAGUCCAAUAUAUUGACACGCCUUCAUGGGAGCUUGUCCUGCAGAUGCGUGCAUCACUCCCGCUGUUUAUGGUGAUGGCGUUGCGACCAUUUACAGUGGAGAAGCCGCCGUGCCAAGCCGCGAUCAUGGUCAUGAGGAGCCAGAGAACGUCCUACGUGAAGCUGUCUGGCUUGGAUCCAAGUAUAAUCCGCCCACUUGCCUGCCAGAUCCUGGGCGUGAUUAGUAUCCCACGAGAGUUGGAAAUGUUGCUGAUGGAACGUAGUUACGGAGUUCCCUACUACUGUGAAGAGAUACUCAGGAGUCUGUAUUAUAGCGACCUCAUCGUGUUGGAACCCCUGGAGGAAGAGGAUGAGGAUGAGAGUGACAUUGUACUCUCUAACGCCAGAACUAAGUUGCUCAUGCAGCGUGAAUCCACCUUCGGACAACCCCGUGAGUCAAAGCAGCAGAGGGAGUGGAUAAGAAAGAAAUGCAAAAUAUUAAGUUUUGCGGGAGGAGCAGGGGGGGUGGAGACGCAAAAGUGCCGAAAGGUGAUAGCGCUGGAUCAGAACGCAAAGGCCGGCAACCAACAGUUUAUAUGCAGUAUCGGAGAAACCGUGAACCUACAGGAAAUCACUAUUCCACUUACACUGAAAGGUAUAGCCUUAGCUCAACUUGAUAGGAUGAACACCACAGAACAGGUUGUUGUCAAGUGUGCCUCGAUCAUUGGGCACACUUUCACCACCAAAAUGCUUCGGUACAUCUUACCCGAAGGCGCUGAGCAAAAGCUGAAUCAAUCCCUUAUAUCCCUGGUGAAGUCUCGGACGUUCGAAUGUGCGUCGAGGAAUGAAAGAAGCUUUUCUGCACCCAUGGAAGGGAGUGAGGAAACCCAUCUCCCCCGCUGCUUCUGUACCCACAGCGGAGACUCCGACGAACAUCUACACGAGGACGAUGAUGAAAGAGGUAAACUCUGGGAGCAUCACACACGAGACAAAGCGGUGGUUUUGAAGUGUAAAGUGAUGCGCUUCUGUAUUGCUCUUGUGCACGAAACAGCCAACGAUCUGUGGCUAAAGGAGCAGAAGAGGUCCCUUCACCUGAAGUGCACCCGGUUCCUGGAGAACGCAGCCCGCAGGUGCCGUACUUGUGGAGACGGUGACUUCAUUUACGAUCACCGGACCAUGGUAAAGUUUGGUGUUACAGAGAGCGAGAGCAACAUACAGAGGCGCAGGGAUUUGUACACCACUCUGAGCCAUGCCAAUGUUGGAGGCUAUUCCACAGAUAAAGGCAGUGAGGAAGGUCCUGUGAUCACAAGCAUGCAAGUACCAGCCGGAAGCGACGACUCUGAAUUUAUUGAAAGGAUAGACAAGUUGCUCAAAGAUUGUGAAGAAUACACAUACCUGUUUGGCAAGAGUUGCGAUUGUAAACCAAUAUUGGAUUCUGUUUAUUGUCCUCUCGUUCGCCACUGGAUGGGAACUGGAAAUGUGGCAAAGACAUUUUUCUAUCUGUUGGAAACUGCUGCAGCAGCGUUGCACGUGUCCAAUAACCUGAUGGCUCUGUCUUAUCUAACGGAAGCAGAAAAUAUGUUGAAUUUAAUACACAAAGGCAAACCAGCUUUUGAAUAUGCCGACACCUCAAAGACUGUAAAAGUCCUUUCUUUCGAACGAGCCUGUGUAUUUAUUCUCAAAGGAGAGGUGCAUUUUAAGACUGGCCAUUUGGAAGAAGCUGAGAAACAUUUCAAGAGAGGCUUAAAGUUACUGAACAAGAAGUUUCCAAAUUUCUCUCUGUCGCAAUUAAUUAGAUAUGCGAUUGAAAACUACAAGCAGUCACAGAGACACCGGGACAGAGAGAUCUUAGCAGACUUGGCUGAGGACAGAGUCGCACCCGUUAAUUAUCAGCAGAUCCACUGCCUGUCCUACCUAUGGCAAACCUUUUGUCUCAAAAGGAACAAUACGUGCAAGUUGCCCGCUUUGCUGACUAUAGCAAUGGAAAUUAACUGCGCUGAAGUCUCCAACAAUGGAUUGAAGGUUUGCUUCAACAAUGACGAUCGACGCCAGGCGCAUAAAAUUGCUGGACUGUUAAAUAAGCCCAAUAUGGAUGUUUACAUCAUUCCUAUUCUGACCAAAGCCUUGCUUCUGACAGGCCGACUCUCAGACUAUGUUGAACUCAUGGCAUUUUUGAAAGACUUUGCAGUUUCACGACACAAUGUGCUGGGACAAGCUUCAUUCUAUGCAGCUUGCCUGGAUUUUUCACUCCAGCAAGGUUUAGCACUAAGGCCGUUUGAAGAAUGCCUUGCUUUUGUUAAUGGAAUCAUUGACGAUCCCUUAAUAAAGUCGGAAAAAAAUAUAAUGCUGGCUCUCCAUUCAUCAGUGGCCCUCUGGUAA